This is a messenger RNA of Ictalurus punctatus (channel catfish), 6266 nucleotides long. It is a transcript of the gene cacnb4a, whose product is annotated as calcium channel, voltage-dependent, beta 4a subunit. The transcript is spliced from 14 exons. The record is from RefSeq and is a predicted model, not a curated record. Lineage: Eukaryota; Metazoa; Chordata; Actinopteri; Siluriformes; Ictaluridae. Gene Ontology annotation, molecular function: high voltage-gated calcium channel activity; protein binding. Bases 341 to 1867 code for a protein of 508 amino acids. Gene Ontology annotation, biological process: regulation of voltage-gated calcium channel activity; neuromuscular junction development; calcium ion transmembrane transport. Gene Ontology annotation, cellular component: voltage-gated calcium channel complex.
CUUGCAAAGAAAGUGCGAUAUAAAAAUCCACCUGCUCGUGGUGAAAUUGCACAGGGACAGUUCCACGUUUACCUGCGCGACCUUUAGCUGAUGACGCAGGAGCUCAUUUGGCGCUAUAAAGGCGAGCGCGCGCGUCUCUGUACACAUUCACACACAGCUGGAGCUCGCGCUCGGUAGAAUCAGGAAACGCGCGCGGCAGCUCAGCUUCUCUCUAUUUCUCUUUGUGUAAAUAGCCGACAAGCCGCAGGUGAAGCUGGAGGCCAGCGUGCAUCUCUCUCCUCAGUAUGAGUGCAGCGGAAGAGAGAGACAGGCUCCUCCGUGGAGCGACGAACUGGCUCAAAUGUCCCGACACAUCUACACUCGACACGGGACAAAUGACGGCGCGUCUAAAGCCGUGUUUCAGAUCAACAGAGGCACCUAUUCCCGUCGCAGCCGUCUCAAGAGGUCUGACGGCAGCACUACUUCCACCAGUUUCAUCCUCCGUCAGGGUUCAGCUGAUUCCUACACGAGCAGGCCAUCUGACUCAGAUGUGUCUCUGGAGGAAGAGCAGGUUGGCCGCCAGGAGAGAGAGCAACAGGCCGUGGCGCAAUUGGAGAGGGCUAAGGCCAAAGCAGUGGCGUUUGCUGUGAAGACGAAUGUUAGUUACUGUGGUGCUCUGGAUGAAGAUGUUCCUGUUGCUGGAACUGCCAUUUCCUUUGACACUAAAGACUUUCUCCACAUUAAGGAGAAGUACAACAAUGAUUGGUGGAUUGGGCGACUGGUAAAGGAGGGGUGUGACAUUGGUUUUAUCCCGAGCCCUUUAAAACUGGAGAAUAUCCGUCUUCAGCAGGAGCAGAAGAGGGGGCGCUUCCAUGGGAAGUCCAGUGGGAAUUCCUCUUCCAGCCUUGGAGAGAUGGUGUCAGGCACGUUCAAAACCAAUCCUCCGUCUGCAGCUAAACAGAAACAGAAAGUGGCUGAGCAUAUUCCUCCAUAUGAUGUCGUCCCCUCCAUGAGGCCAGUGGUUUUGGUUGGUCCUUCACUAAAGGGAUAUGAGGUGACAGAUAUGAUGCAGAAAGCACUUUUUGACUUCCUGAAGCACAGGUUUGAUGGCAGGAUAUCUAUUACAAGAGUGACAGCAGACAUCUCAUUAGCAAAGAGAUCUGUGCUCAACAACCCAAGCAAGAGAGCCAUUAUUGAAAGAUCCAACACCAGGUCAAACUUGGCGGAAGUCCAGAGUGAGAUUGAGAGGAUCUUCGAGCUGGCUAGAUCUCUUCAGCUGGUUGUUCUGGAUGCUGACACGAUCAACCACCCAGCUCAGCUCAUUAAGACCUCAUUAGCACCCAUUAUUGUGCAUGUCAAAGUUUCUUCUCCCAAGGUCUUGCAGCGGUUGAUCAAAUCACGUGGGAAAUCACAGAGCAAGCACCUCAAUGUACAGUUGGUGGCUGCAGACAAAUUGGCUCAGUGUCCUCCGGAAAUGUUUGACAUUAUUUUGGAUGAAAACCAGCUAGAGGAUGCAUGCGAACACCUGUCAGAGUACCUGGAAGCCUACUGGCGGGCAACACACACGUCACUGAGCACUCCACUCAACCCUCUGCUGGGACGCAACCUGGGCUCCACUGCUCUCACUCCCUACCCCACAGCCAUCUCUACUUUGCAGAGCCAAAGAAACAAAAACAGGAACCAUUCUAGCGAUCAUUCUCCAAUUGAGAAGUGCAGUCUAAUGACUGCAACUGAAAACUACCACAACACCGAGCGUCAACAGAAGAGCCGGGAGCAAUGGCCACUAGUGGAGGAGGACUACACCGACCCAUACCAGGACACGUACAAACCACACCGGAGCCGUGGCUCUCCAGGGGGAUACAGCAACGAGUCACACCACAGAACCUAAGUUCACUUCUGUCAUCAUCGGAGACCUUUUCAGAAGCAUAGUACCUUGUAUUCCCUCUCGCACUGGUUCUCACCACUGGGGAAAAAUUGGGGCACGUUUGCUUUAAUGUCUGUAAAAUGUUUGUCAGAGAAAUUUGAGGUACAGUAUUCUGUAUUUCAAAAUAUCUCAGUGAGGGAAUUAUGAUCAUGGAUAGCCAAAAAUUAAUUGCUGUCCCUCUGGUAAAUUAUCUAUCUAAGGAUUCAUGUCUUGUAGGUAAGUUCUAAGUGCAUUUGCAGGGUCAGGUGAUGAAGCAGGAUGGCUCAGGUCAAGAUGCAGAAAUGGCACAGUGUCAAGAGCCUUUUGCACGUAUUUAGUAAUUACUAGAAAUAGAGCGCACACUUCCAGAGUAAUGCCAGUGUAUGACAUUUGUUCAUAUGGUGUCAGUUCUGAUUGAGAGUGCUCAGAGUGCCUCAGGAACAGGACAUUAAAAGGUGGAUAUAAAAGUCUACAUGCCUCUGUUAAAAUUGCAGGGUUUUGUGAUGUCAAAAAUUAAACCAAGAUAAAACAUGUCAGACAUUUUUCAAUCUUUAAUGUGAUACAGAAACCAACAAGAUAAAUAAAAUUGAUAUAGGGGGAAAAAAAUAAAAUAAUAACAAUAGAAAAACAGUAACCUGGUCGCACAAGUGUGCGCACCCUUUUAUAAUGGGGCGUGUGGCCUGUGCUCAGAAUGAACCAUUCACAUAAACUCAUGUUCAAAAGUAAUUAUCACACAGCUGUCAUCAACAAAGUCAUUCAGAUUAACCUCAAAUAAAGAUCAGCUGUUUCCGUGGGAUUUUCUUGACAUGUUCUUGGUUUCAUCCAAUUGCUGUAGCCGUGGUCUGCAAAGAGCGUACAAAGCAUGUACAAUCUCAUUGUUGAAAAGUAUCACUCAGGAGAAGGGUACAAAAGAGUUUCCUAAAAAUUAAAUGUACCAUGGAGCACUGUGAAGGCCAUCAUCAUCAACAAGUGGAGAAAAUGGGGCACCACAGGAACAUUAUCAAGAUGUCAGGAUGUCCCUCCAAAAUUGAAGAAAGGACCAGAAGAAAACAUAUCAGAAAGACUGCAAAGAUACUUUCAGCACCAUUAAAGGAGCUGUAGGAAUAUCUGGCAAGUAUUUGCCACUCCUUCCAUGUGCCAAAAAUCUCUCAUAUUUUUUUCAUGUCUGGGCUAUGGGGUAGAGUGGCUAGAGGGAAGCCCUUUCUCACUAUAAAAAUCACCCCAAAGUAUGUGUCAUAGCGUGUUAUGAUCUGAUGAAACCAAAGCAGAACUUUUUGACAUAAUUCUAAAAGAUAUGUUUGGUACAAAAACAAGAUAGCAAAGAACACCAUACCCAGGGUGAAGCAUGGUGGCAGCAGCAUCAUGCUAUGGGGCUGCUUCUCUUCAUCUGGGACUAGGGCUCUAGUCAAGAUAGAGGGAAUCAUUGAUCACUCUAAAUAUCUAUUUUGGCACAAAAUCUGCAGGCCUCUGUUAAACAGCUGAAGAUAAAGAAAAAAAUUCCCCUUCCACCAACGUAACAACCCAAAGCACAUAUCCAAACCAACAAAUUAAUGGCUUCAGAAGAAAAUCAUUUUGAAAUGGCAUCAGCGUCUUAAAUACCUGUGCAAGGAGUCGGAAGAGGGCUGUGCACAGGAGAUGUGGAAACAAAAAACAUAUACUAUGUUCACGAGGCAGGAAACAUAUACAGACCGUGGGUUACACACGACAAAAGCUUGACAAAGAAACACACUGAAAUUAGCCCUGCGUCCCGAUCGGCAUACUGUCCGUACUAAAUAGUAUCCGAGAUGAGCAUCAGUGUGUCCCAAAUCGUAGUAUGUUGAAACGAGUAUCCCAGAUUGUCCAGUAAUUCUGGUACAGUUUGGAAGUGUGGACACUUUUUCAGCUAAUAUCUCCCACAAAUCUGUGGGAGAUAUUAGCUCCUCAUGAGGGAGGAGGAGUUUAGGGAUGAUUUACUUUGACUCAAGGAUACAUUUUCGAGAGGUGUAAAUGAAACAUGGAAAAAUAAAUCAACAGAAUGAUGAAUUAAAUAUAGUAUGAACUAAUAUAAGGAAUAAUGAAUGAAGAAAAGCUAAAAUGCAAUGAGGAGUUUGUUUAAGGUGACCGUGUUCUCUUCCGGGCGACAACGUUCACUUCUGUUACACAACGUGUUAGUAUGUCCCAGUGCUUUCAUACUCUUUUGAUGCACACUUCUACACAAAAAGAGUGUGUACUUUUUGAACAUAGUACAUGAAUGCCAAUUAGGACGCACAGCAGAACUUAAAUAGCGGUGCUAAUUAGGUGCAACAGAAAAUUGUUAGUCAUGUGAUGUGCUGGGGCUGAUGGGUAAUGAAGUUCUGUGCCGUUACCAGCUUUAACAUGACACUUGAAAUUUCUUGCUUGCUAUAUCACAUUAAUUGUGGAACAAAAUCUGACAUCAUGAUUUAUAUUGGUUUCAUUUUUUUUUUUCCAUCACAAAAACCUGCAAAUUUUAAGACGGACAUGUAUGCUUUUUAUACCAAAACAUAACCCUUCUCCAUAUGUUGAUACUGAGAAUACUGAAAUAUGAGCCACAUUGUGUAGAUUACUUACAAAGACCUAUUUUAGUCUCAUAGAGAAGUCUACAGUCUCAUUUGAUAGUUAUAGUGUAUUCUGCAAUGGAAUUACACAAUGGCUAUAUCUUUAAAUUAGAAUGAUUUAACUCAAAGAUGUAAAUGGCUAGAAACCAGGAAACCUAGAUGUAAAUAGCAUUCAAAUGAUAUUUUGAAAUGAGCAAAGAUAUAUGUUUGCCCUCUUAGUUUUGUCAAAUCUGUGUAUAGAGUAACUUAGUAACUUAAGGAAGCAAUACAUAGAUUUAUAAUCAAAUAUCUCAAAUGUGGACGUACCAAUAUAAUUGAAAUAUAAGUAAAUAUUAAUAUUAGGGUAAAUAUUCAGUGUCAGUACGUGGUGUCCUAGAACUUCUGGAAAUAAUGUUAUUAUCUGCAGUGGCUGUUUUGUGGCUGUAGUUUCAUAUGCCAUGGACAGCAUUAUUUACUGCAGUGCUAAUGUACUAGUAAUGUACGAUUCACGAGAAUGACACAGAGCUCUUUUAGAUCAGACGCUAGCUUUUAAGAGUGUCCCCUAUUUCAUGGUGUGUGUUGUCUUUGAACAAUAUACAGUACAUGCCAGGCUCUCAGUUGCACAGUGACAGAUUACACUAAAAGCCUUAUCCACUAAGAAAACAUCCACUAAGCAGUUUCCAAACCUGAGCCAAUGAAGGGCAGUGCAGUUGAGUAAAGUGUCCUUACUGUACUACUGGUGCCAGCCCCAUUCUGCCAGGCCUUUAGCAUUAUAUAAUGUCCAUUAGUUUACAUGCAGCAUUUUGCUGAAUAAGGUAGGAAACAACAGUUUGCUUUUUAAAAAUACAUGUAUUUCACACGGACACAUUUUCAUUCAUUAAAAAGGAAACAGAGAAUGUUGACUCAAGCCUUCUAUAUACAUCAUUCACAAUGAUAUGUUUCAGUGAGAUGUUUGUUUCACAUUUAUUUGUUACACUCCUCCAGGGUGGUGAUCAUUUAGGUUCAUACGCUGAAUAUCACACACACACACACACACACACACACACACACACACACACACAAAACACUUAUUUAGUUAUUUAUGUGUAAGUUCUCAAUGUUUAUAUUGAUAUGUGAUUGUAUGUCUUAUGUAUUGUAGCUAAUGCUCAGGGUCUUUACAAUAUCAUCAGGUUGUGACAUUUUUUGCCAUUUUAUAUUGUUGUAAAUUUACAAAGUGUCCUGUCAUAUCACACAAUGUAUAGUUUUGUUUCAUCUGAUACACCGAAUCAUGUUUUUGGGUGUUUUUUUUUUUUUUUUUGCCUUCAUAAUUAUAUUUCAAUUUAUUUCUCAUUGCAAACACAUGAUCUAAAUAAAACUCCAGAUACAAUCUAUAUAGUUUUAGUUUAUAAUGAUGAUGAAUAAUGUGAUGUAGACAUGUUUCUCUCAUUGAGAGAAGUUACUUUUCCCUCAUUUAUGGGUCUAGUAAAACCAUCUCUACCCUGGCAACUCCUCCCUAAAAGAGAUUUUAUUUGUUCUUCUAUGGCUGAUGUGAUGCAGAUUCACGAGCCGGAUACCUAUAUAAUCGAGAAUAAAUGACGACUAUUUACUAUGCAAAUGUGUACAGUGCUGCAUGCUGAUGCUUUCCCUCCCUCUGCAGUUUCUUUGGAGUUCAGUUGAAAUUUUGCCAUUCUUUUUGUGCAGGAUGGCAUCUGAGAGCAAUGCAAAACUGCAUGCAUCCUAUUCCACUUGAUUCAAUUAAUCUAAUUAAGAAAGAGUGUGUUUUUGGAAUGUGAGAGCAUAUAUGUGUAAGAUGGAUCAAGCUGCAUUUGUUAAUGUUUCCUUUUAUUUAAAAAAUAAAUGAAUCUAUAAGA